Drosophila grimshawi is the source of this 2214-nucleotide messenger RNA. It is a transcript of the gene HPS1, whose product is annotated as Hermansky-Pudlak syndrome 1 protein homolog. Gene Ontology annotation, biological process: vesicle-mediated transport. The coding region runs from base 211 to 2016 and encodes 601 amino acids. Gene Ontology annotation, cellular component: BLOC-3 complex. The transcript has a single exon. Gene Ontology annotation, molecular function: guanyl-nucleotide exchange factor activity. The record is from RefSeq and is a predicted model, not a curated record. Lineage: Eukaryota; Metazoa; Arthropoda; Insecta; Diptera; Drosophilidae.
UAACAGCUCAAAGAUAACAGUCAAUAAACACUUUUUCUGGCUUAAACAAAUUACAUUUAAUGAGCAUAAGUCUUACCUAAGAAUACCGAGGCUAAUCUGUUUCAAUUAGCCAACGAAAUUAUUAUUAAUGUCGAAAGGGCCCGGAGUCACUAUAAACCACCGAAGACAAAGCUUGUGAAUUGUGUGUGUCCCAAUUCUGAUCAGAGAAAAAUGAAUGGUUUAAUUGUAUUCAAUAGCGCCAACGAUGUCGCCUAUCAGAAUCUGAAUGCCGAUCUAACCGAUAAGAUAUGCCAUAUAGCCAUCACACAGCGCCUAAUGCCAGAGGGCAGUGGAUCAGCACUCGACAGCAAUGUACUGCUGCAAAUCUUCAGUCCGAUAAUCAGUUCGCAGAGAAUUAUGCAUUGCCAAUUUGACAAUGCUUAUGCGAGUUUCCAGUGUGAGCAGGGCUUCAAUUUGGUCUUUGGCGAGCUGUUGGGCUUCACGUUCUUGAAGAUUGGCCAACUUGGGAUUGAGCAACUGCAGCGACAACUGGGCGUGGCCAUAACACUGACCCGCUAUUGCUAUGGCGCCAAUUUGUUUGGAUCGCAGGCGGGGGCGAUGCAACAGGAGCUGUUGACGGAGUGCCUCAACUGCUACGAGACACAGCUGUGCAAGGAGGAGCAGGCCUAUCUGCUGGAGGCAUUACCCAAGCUGAUCAUCAAUGCGGAACUGAAGCGCACUGUGCACGUGACACUUGAUGCAUCACUGGAGCAGCUGCGUCAAGCUGGUGGUCAGCAGCGGGCACAUGCUCUGCUGCUCGUCUCCCACAAGCUGGUGGCAUUGAAUAGCACCCGUUUGGCGUUGCCGCUGGCGCCAGCGGAUCUACUCUUUCUGGCCAUACUCGCCAGAGCUGUACAGGCACAGAAAUCCCAACGAGCUGUGGCCGUCUUCCUGCAAGGCGUCUCCCACGAUGUGAAUUCGGGUUGUGUGCCCAGCAUUGUGCACAUUUCGCGUCUGCAUGGCCAUCAGGUGCUGCUGCAGCUCAUCGAAUAUGGUCAUAUGCCGUUGACCAGUUCCAUUUAUGAUACAUUCUUUGUGCUGCAGAAGAUUGUCGCCGUGCAGCAACAGGGCGAUGCGGAUGCCCUCAAGCCCGCCUUUGAGAGUCUCGAAUCCUUUGUGAGUCAAACGCUGACGGCGCUGAAGAGGCACCUGAAGCAACGACAUGAUGAUCUGGAGAACUGCAUCAAAAAGUUUACGGCUCGCUGGGAGAAUCUGCGCAAGAUGUACUUGGAGUUCUUCAAGAGCUACGAGCGGGAACUGCUCGUUCGCAUCGAGUCCAAUUUGCCCGCCUUUGUCGAGGAACUGAAGCAAUUGUUCACCCUCUCGCUCGCCACCUGCGAUAGCGCCAGUAAUCCUCAGCUGGAUCAACUUGCCGACUCGGCGGCAAUAGUCGAAGCCAAGCUGUUGGAAUUUGCGGAAUUUCUCGCUGUUAAAGCGGCACGCAACAUCUCGAUUGAUGCGUAUCUGGAGGAUUUCCCCGGCUUGGUGCAUUUCAUGUAUGUCAAUCGGAGCACGGGUCAAAUGCUGGCGCCGGACUUACGCCAGAAUAAUCCACAGCUGUUGCCCAAAACGAAGCUGUGGCAGAUGGUUGAGUUUACGCGCAGCUAUCUGAAGAAGGGACAGACAACGGUCAUGUGGAAGGAUCGCACUUUCCACUACUCGUAUUUCCUCUGGUUCGAGGAUCUUUCGGGUGGCAUUUUGAAAUGCUCGCUGGAUUUGCAGCAGCAUUUUCUCUCCACGGGCUUUGGCAGCGCCAGCGGCAAUGGACAGAAAUCGCCCGCAGAACCGGGCGCCUUGCCCAUGGACUAUUAUAGCGAUCUUGUCGAGCUCUGUUUUCCCAAACUGUCGCCGGGCAAAGUCCGAGUCUAUGAAUUGUAUUGCAUCCAUUUGGGCCUGGUCACAGCUACCUGUGCCGUGGAGCAUGCCAGACGCCUCGUGGCCACCAUCAGUGAUGUCGUUGGCGAAGAGACAUUUUAAAUACCUUUAAUAUUAUUUUAAUUGCUUACUUUAGACUUGAUUUAAUUACAACAUUCCAAAAAUGGAACGCAUUUUUAUUAUACAUUUAUAAUAUCUUAAUUGUUAUUUAGACUUAAUUUAUGUGUGAAAUUCCAAAGAACAUUGUAACUCUCCCAUGCCCCAUGAUGCUAGUCAAUUUUGGCCUUUGUUUUAAGUAUA